GCAAGAGACGAGCGGGGUGGUAGCGUUGGGUCAGACCGGAGUUGCCCGCUUCCAAGAUGGCGGCGGGAGCCUGGAAGGUGAAGCAGGACAUGCCGCCGACGGGCGGUUAUGGACCAAUCGACUAUAAGAGGCGAUUGCCCCAACGGGGGCUCCCGGGUUAUGGCCUUCUUGCUAUUGGACUUGGGGCUUUUGUUUUUGGCUCUUACGUUGUUUUCAAAUGGAACUGGGAGAGGAGACAACUGGCCUUUGAGGAUCUGGAAGCGAAGAUAGCAACGUUGCCCCUCUUAAUGGCUGAGGAGGACCGAAGGACACUGCGCCUGAUGCGUCAUAAUUUCAGUGAGGAAGCCAAGAUCAUGAAAGAUGUCCCUGGCUGGCAGGUGGGGGAGUCUGUCUACCACACCACACGUUGGGUGGACCCCAGAGUUGAGGAGCUGUACUUCCUUCACCCACCAAAAAUCCAUCAACAGCUCUACUUUGGGUACUCGUUGAGCUCAUAAGCAGGCAAGGAUUGUGGAAGGAACCCUGUCUCCUGCUUUCCCAGGAUGGAACAUAUUUCUUAAUAAAUUAAUGCUCUGCGGAGCAUCAACCCACUGCCA
Molecule: messenger RNA, 596 nt
Organism: Candoia aspera
Lineage: Eukaryota; Metazoa; Chordata; Lepidosauria; Squamata; Candoiidae
Gene: NDUFA13
Product: NADH:ubiquinone oxidoreductase subunit A13
Exons: 5
Coding region: 57-497 (146 amino acids)
Source: RefSeq, a predicted model, not a curated record